Mycena indigotica is the source of this 1995-nucleotide messenger RNA. RefSeq names its product Diphthami-syn-2 domain-containing protein. Gene Ontology annotation, molecular function: diphthine-ammonia ligase activity. Lineage: Eukaryota; Fungi; Basidiomycota; Agaricomycetes; Agaricales; Mycenaceae. The coding region runs from base 1 to 1995 and encodes 664 amino acids. The transcript is spliced from 12 exons. The record is from RefSeq and is a predicted model, not a curated record. Gene Ontology annotation, biological process: protein histidyl modification to diphthamide.
AUGAAGUACAUUGCUCUGCUGAGUGGAGGCAAAGACAGUUGCUACAACCUCCUGCACUGCCAGAAAAAUGGCCACGAACUUGUGGCAUCUGCAUCGCUUGGGCCAGAAGCAGGAAAAGAGGAACUUGACUCUUACAUGUACCAAACGGUCGGCCAAGAUGCGAUAGAGCUUGUAGCGCGUGCUCUAGACGUUCCUCUCUACCGCAGGGUCAUAUCUGGCGAGGCGAUUGAGCAAGGAUCGGAAUAUGGGGCCCGAACCGCGAACUCUGGAGUCUCUGGCGACGAAACGGAAGAUCUCUAUGCUUUACUUUCAACAGUCAAAUCCUAUCAUCCCGAUGUACAAGGCGUCUCUGUUGGAGCAAUCCUUUCCAACUACCAACGCGUUCGCGUGGAACAUGUUUGUCGCCGUUUAAACUUGACCCCACUGUGCUAUCUCUGGCAACGGGACCAAGGCCAAUUAAUGUCGGAAAUGAUUGCAGCCGGCAUGAAAUCCAUACUAAUCAAAGUUGCCGGUAUUGGGCUUACGGUUAGCCAUUUGGGACACACCCUCGCACAGAUGGAGCCGACGUUGAUAAAACUGCAUAACCUCUAUGGCGCUCAUAUCUGCGGAGAAGGUGGCGAAUACGAAACGCUGACCUUGGAUUGCCCGCUAUUCAAACAAAAAAUCGUCCUCCACGAAGUUGAGACUGUCAUCCAUUCCGAUAACGACUUUGCAACUGUUGCGUUUCUUCGAGUCAAGAAGGCCGCCCUCCAGGACAAAGAAGCUCCUUCUGGCGCCGAUUUUGAUGUCCCAGAGUUACUCGAUGAAGAUACUGCAGUAAUCGAAGUCGACAUCCCACACGUCGUAGAUGCUUCCGCCACCAUCGAUGCUAACAACCACAAGCACAUUGUUCGUCAUGCAGGAACUCAGAGCAGAGAGAUCAAUGGAUGGGUGUCAGUGGGUAAUGUGGUUGCAACUACAGAGGAGGAGAUUUCCGUAGAACAGGAAGUUAGGGAGUGCUUCCAAAUUUUAAGAGACGAACUUGCGCGACAUUCACUGGAGCUUCUCGACUGCACUAACAUCAACAUAUUCCUCUCUUCGAUGGAUAUUUUUGCCACUAUGAACGCAAUAUAUGGGUCGUUUUUCGGAACCAGUCCGCCUGCUCGUGCUUGUGUUGCCAUUUGUCUUCCUCGGCCUCAUAAAGUCAUGCUUGAAUGUAUUGCGCACUCGCGUUCUGCUGAGCGACACGCCCUUCACGUGCAAAGUCUCAGCUACUGGGCGCCUGCCAAUAUUGGACCAUACUCACAGGCUAUCUUGACAGACGAACGAGUGUUUGUUUCAGGCCAGAUAGGCUUGAUCCCAAGUAGUCUGACGCUUCCGUCUCCACAAUCUCUUCCGCUAGAAGCAGCCCUUGCUGGGCAACACGCCAAUCGGGUGGUGCGUGCUCUUAGCACGAACACAGGAAGCUGGACCGGGCAAACACAACUGGCUUUAUACUGGCUCACGAGCCCGAGUCAUCUUUUCGCUGUGCGGGAGCCUCUCGCGUCUAUUGAUGUUUCCCCGACGCUUUUUGUCGUUGUGCAAAGUCUCCCUAAAGGCGCCGUCGUCGAGAAGCAGAUUCUCCUGCAUACCGGACGUGUCCCAAUCAUAGACGAAGACGGAGAAACUGUUAUAGAAACCCGAGAAUCAGACUUCACACAGGGCGCUGAAGGCCCGUUCGCCUUCGAAACAUCAACCAUUGCGGAUGUUAGUGCAGGAUGCACUCUCAUUUUCGGUCGCGACGCAGUCAGCGACGAGGACAUCAGUCGACUUCGCGCGCGGGGUGCGAUUGCUCAUACUUGGACGGGGGCUCUAAGCGUGCGGAUAUUUUAUGUCCCGUCUGAGAAAACUAAUGUCCAAACCAUUUACCAAAGCUUGUUUGAGGCGUUUAGGCCGCCGGUGUCAUUUGUUCCUUGUGCGGUGGUCUCGAGUAGGGAUUCAGAAUGGGAUUACGCGUUGUGUAUCAUCAUGGUGUGA